AUUGUUAGACUAUUACAAUUUACAAUAUUAAACAUCACGUAGUUUUUGUGAUUGUUUCGCCAAAGUUAUUGAAACUGAUUCCUUUGUUAUUAACCAGUGUUAUGAGUCAUUUUUAUCUUCCGCUGUAUUACUAUAGGCAAAGCCACCAAUAGUUUUAUGGCUUAAACUUCGAUUUUUUAUCGAGCAGUUUUAAUAAUUAGGAAUGUGUAAGGAUUAUUAAACUAUGUCAUUACCAAUAGACGAAAGCCCUAUAUUAAAUGAGGACAUUGAAAACGAUGUUACUAGCAGUCGUAGAACGUUGGUACAACCAGAUACAGUUGAAGAAACAACAGGAUGGAUCAAAUGUCGAACUGUGCUUGGCAUUAUGGGCUUCUUGGGAUUUGCCAAUGUAUAUGCAAUGAGGGUGAAUCUAUCAGUAGCUAUUGUGGCUAUGAUUAAUUCAACAGUCCCCGUACCAUCCAAUGAAACACUAGAUGUAUGUCCAGCCACACCAGCUUCCAAUGAUUCAACACCAACUAGGCCUGGUGACUUUAACUGGACGGCUGAACAACAAAGUAUAAUUCUAGGUUCCUUUUUCUAUGGAUAUGUUUUAACACAGGUGCCAGGUGGUAGAAUAGCAGAAAUAUUUGGUGGCAAAUUAGUAUAUGGCAUUGGUGUAUUAUUGACAGCCAUAUUUACUAUUUUAAGUCCAAUAGCUGCAUUUAUAGACUUUAAAUUCUUCAUAGUUGUUCGAGUACUAGAAGGUCUCGGGGAAGGUGUCACUUAUCCAGCCAUGCAUGCAAUGCUGGCUCGGUGGAUACCUCCUUUGGAAAGAUCAAAAUUUGCUGCCUAUGUUUAUGCUGGUUCAAACAUAGGUACGGUAAUAUCACUACCAAUAUCUGGCUGGCUCUGCACUCUUCAGUUUGGAGGAGGUUGGCCUCUAUGCUUCUACCUCUUUGGUGGACUUGGCAUUGUAUGGUUUAUAGCUUGGAUGUGUUUGGUCUAUGAUACACCUCAAAGGCAUCCUAGGAUAUGUCCAAAAGAGGUUGAAUAUAUCACAUACUCUAUUGGACCACAGGAAGAAAAAUCAUCUAUGUCAAUACCAUGGUUUAAAUUCCUCACCUGUCUUCCAUUAUGGGCAAUAUUAAUAGCCCAGUGUGGGCAGUCAUGGCUGUUCUAUACUCAGCUAACGGAAUUACCUACAUAUAUGAAUAAUAUUCUGCAUUUUGAUAUUGUCUCCAACGCUCGAUUAUCAGCGCUACCGUACUUAACCGCGUGGAUCGCUGGUAUUGGAAUCAGUAUCUUUGCUGACUGGGUGCUAGCCAAGGGCUGGAUGUCCCGACUUAAUAGUAUGAAGCUGUGGAACACUGUUGCGGCCUUUGUUCCCGCUUUCGGUUUGUUGGGCAUCGCAUGGGCUGGCUGCGACAGGAUUGCUGUCAUGUUGCUGCUGAGUAUAACAUCAGCGUUUGGUGGCGCUGUGUAUGCUGGUAACCAAAUGAACCAUAUAGACUUAUCACCGCAGUUUGCUGGUACUAUGUAUGGUAUUACGAACGCGGCCAGCAAUAUCUGCGGGUUCAUGGCACCAUAUGUGAUUGGACAGAUCAUCAGCUCUGAUCAGCAAACACUGGGUCAGUGGCGCGAAGUGUUCUACUUAGCAGCCGCCAUCGAUCUUGGCGCCAAUCUCUUCUAUUUGUUCUUUGCCAGUACUGAGGAACAGGAUUGGUCCCGGCCUGAUAAUGAUGACAUGACAGCAUCAGCUCCAGUCGAAAGCAUACUAUUCCCCGAAUCUUAGGAAAUACUUGUAUCACACUUGGACACCGCGGUGUGACUGUUGACACUGACAAGUGACAUUGACACUGUCAAAAAUGAUUUGGCUUAAUUAAAAAAAAAAUUUAAACAAUUUGGUGCUAUUGAACCAUGAAAAAGGAAUUUUAAUAGUUAUACAACAAAAAUAUUACUUAUGAAAUUUACCCGAAAAAAAUUAUUAAUUAUGGCACUUAGUAGAAUGAAAUGAAAUAUCUACUUAGUACAAAGUCUUUUCCAUGGUUUUUAUGAUGCCGAUAAUUUUGCAUUAUUAAAAUGUAUUAAAAAAUUUAUUGGUAAUUUAUUAUAAUGCAAUUAUGAGUUAUAUGAAGUUCUUCGCUUUAAAGAUGAAGCUAAAAUGUUAUAUGUAUUUUCUUUGUAGAUUGUUAGUGGUGCCUUUUUAGAGUAAUAACCGACUUCAAAAUGAAAUAAAUUGUUCACAUCGAACAUAGAGUCAUUAUAAAAUAUCAGAUAUAAAAACGAUCUUGUUUAAGUACAUUUAUAAACAGGUAUGUAAUAAACUUUCACUUUACAAUUUAAAAAACAAUGUUAUUUUGUUUGUCGAUAUUAAGAUACUUUUUUUAAAGGAUUAUUUUUAACAAGUUGAACCUGUUUGGCUUGACGCUGACCAAAUUUACAGUUUAGGUGCCGUUUAAGUGGUGCGUAAGCAAAUUUACGAUUAUAUGGUACAUUAUAUAACCGUAUUUAAUUUUUCUUAACUGAUUAUAUUUGUACUUUUAAAACAAAGUAGUUUUUAAAUAUUAAAAAAAUUGGGUUCUUAAAUUAUUACGAUGAAUUAGGAAAUUUUUGAAGUCAGUUAUGAUAUAUGUGUGUAAUUAAAAAUUGAUUCCUUUUUGUAGCUUUAGCUUCUUAUAUAACUUUUAAAUAAGUAUUAAUUAAACGACUGUGAUUAAUGACAAACGUGUCACUUAUAAAAAACUUAUUUUUCUUUGUAAGUAUGUACUAUCAGGGUCAAGGAAGACAUUAUAUAUUUGAAUUGGUAGAAUUUAGGACGCAUUCUAGAAUGUUUCUAUUUUUGUUUGUUUACGUUGAAAGGUAAGAAUAAGAUUUUUUCUUCUAAUUUUGUGGUACCUAUAUGAUAGUCUGUGAAAUACUGGCGUGUGAUUUCUAGACAAAGUACUAAAUUCAUUUUUUAUGUCGACAGUAAUUAAAUUUCGAUAAUCGUCUUGAUUAAUAUGGGAAAAAUUCAAAGUAUUUUUUGUGAAUAAAAGAAAUGUCGCAUAACUGCCACGCCGGUUCUCUUUCCGCAUACUAAUGUUUCUUUAGAAAAAGAACUAAAAAUUCAAUAAAAUUGUGUUUUUCUGUCUCUUGCAAAAAAAUAGUGAAUAGCGAAAAAAAUAAACUACAAAUAUUGGCCCUGGUAGUAUAUAUAUCGAGAAUAAAAUUAGCUACUACCUUUUAAAGUUAUUACAAAAUUUGAAUUUAUUACAUCAUCCGAAGAUUUCAAUUUUAAGUAAUUUAAUAUUUGUAUCUAUAAUUUUUAACUCAAUUUAACAGUUAGACCCGUGUUUUGAAAGCUGAAAGUAAUUUUUAGUCCAAAGUGUAACAGUGACAAUACUAAAAAUAUGAAAUACGGGUCAAUAAAUAAAAUCUUCAUGUGAGCUGUCAAAUAGUGACAGUUCAUUCACAGAUGAUAAUUCUAGAUAUUAGACUUAAUCUAUACUUGGUACAAAUAACAAUUGUAUUUUACAACGGCUGUUGAUUCUAAUUUAUUUUAGCUUUUAAUAAUCCAAACAUGUAACUUAUAAACCAAAGGCAUUGACAUGACACUUAAAACUUCAGAAUACAAGGAUAUGUAUAUUUAAUUUGUGUUAUUCUUAUCAAAGAAAUAUCAAAUUUACUUUUGAUAAAAAUUUAAUACUAUACUGGGUUAAUAAUUGUUUUUCUGAUUACCAAUGAAAAGGGAAGUAUAUUUUCAUAAACUUAUGAAUGUUGACUUAAAACUGCCCCUAUAUUUCGGUCAAAACAUAUCAAAAAAUAAAUACAUAAAUCAAGUAUAUUAUAUCGUAUACUGGAGGAAAAUAUGGUUCAUGCAUUUUCUCUAGUACAAUUCUUUUUACUUCACUAAAGUUUCGUUAAUUAUUUAGUUUAAAUGCGAUCCAUAGGAUCCUUAGCUGAUUUUAACCAUUCCAUUACAAUGAGGUAAUUAUAGAAUACCAAUACUUAUUAAGCAAAAUAUUAAAGUGUUUUUUUUUACGAUUUAAUAAAUGAAUUAAUGCUUUUUAAACGAACUUGACAAGUAUACAUAUCGACUUAUAAUAUAAUUUUUUAAGUCAUUUGAUCAGAUUGGAUUUGAUACUAAAAUUUUAUACAAUGUACACAAAUUAAGUAAUUAAAUCAAUGAAAUGUAUAUGAAAGGUUUUAGUACUUUACUAUAGUGAUUUAGAUAGGAAACUUCUGUUUCCCAGUUUUGCGUCUCAGUUGGUAUGAAUACUUGAUUGAACAAGGGCUAUGUUUGAGAGCCUUUCUACCAAUGCCUUUACUAUUUAAUUUUGCUGCAAAAUCUAUUAAUUUACGAUGCUUGCUUAUUAUGUUAUCUUUGCCUACGUUGGCGUUAGGUAUAAUAUGUUGCCUAAUUCAUACACUUUCCCUACGUAUUUCUACAAUUAAUUAGUUCUGACAAACUCUGAAAAAUAAUUAUGUAACAACUUUUCGAUCUCAUCGUCGGAAUUGUAUUAAUAUAUUUUACAAAAGAACUAAUAAGCCUCGCCCUGACAGAUAUAAUAUGCCUAGAGAGCCCGUACUUAAUGUACUUAACGCGGCCAUUACUCUGUAACUCCCAAUAGUGAUCGCCAUUCCGAAACGCGAAGUUUUUGUAGGCUAUUUGACAGUCAGAAAAAAUAAAUAAAAAAUCCAUAAAUUACAAUGACACAAAAUGUCCAGGAAUCGACGAUGCCCUAGCGUGUUUGAAAAUGGUUCGCUUAUUGUAUUUUCAAAAAAUGUUUAACAAUAUCAAAAUUGACAUUUUGUAUAGGUUCUACAAUAAUCAAUAACCUGAAAUGUUUUUUUAAAUCUUGUCAAAUAGCCUAUGUUAGUACUCUCAACAUCCAUAGUACUUUGGAGUGGCAAGGUACACUAGUUUAAAGAAAACCGGAACGCAUCAUUAAGAGUUUCAAAGAACCAAUGAAAUCUGUGCUUUAGCUAAUUAUCUUUCAUAUAUACCAUUUUGUACCCUCUCAUUUAUAGCAUAAGUAAAUAGUAAUAAUUGUUAACGGUAUUUGUUUUGAUUCAUAAAUUAAUUGAAUCUCAGCUUUUAUUUAAACAUUUGAUGAAUUUGUAAUAUUUUAACCGUAAGUGUAAAAAUUCCAAGUGUAUAUGAUUUUAUACAUGUAUUUUUGUAGACGAGUCGCAAAUAAAUUUUGAUAAUA
Pieris rapae (cabbage white) is the source of this 5171-nucleotide messenger RNA. It is a transcript of the gene MFS10, whose product is annotated as sialin. Gene Ontology annotation, molecular function: transmembrane transporter activity. The transcript is spliced from 11 exons. Lineage: Eukaryota; Metazoa; Arthropoda; Insecta; Lepidoptera; Pieridae. The coding region runs from base 224 to 1771 and encodes 515 amino acids. Gene Ontology annotation, biological process: transmembrane transport; monoatomic anion transport. The record is from RefSeq and is a predicted model, not a curated record.